AAAUUAAAUUGGCGGGAAAAUUUCCCCAAUGUUCUCCAUUUCCCUUCAUCCUUCAGCGAAACCGGAUUGCUAGGGUUUCAGUUGACGGCACUCCUUCGUUUCUUCUUCCCAGCGAUUUUCUUCCUUCCCGCAGAUUCCGAUCAGUAGAGUAAUUAUGGCUAAAGAGGAAAGUUCCCAAGUUCCCAAAAGAACAACCAGAUCCUCCUCUUCUGCUGCUGUCUCCAACAUUGUCGAUGAAUCAGAAAAAGCCAGUAAGCCUCACAAGCCAACUGUCAGCGAACACGGCUUUGGGGAAGAGGCCGGUCUUAGCCUUGAUGAUCUUUUAUCUAACUUUCCAGGGAGGCGCAACCAGAUGAUUGAGAUUUUGCGCCUCUUGGGUCCCCUGAAUUCCCCAAAUUUCCCUGUCUUUAUCUAUGGAGGCGUUUCUACUGGGAAAACCAGCGUAAUUCUUCAGGUAUUCAGGCAUCUGAAUCGACCUUUUGUGUAUUCAAGCUGCAUUACCUGUUACAAUUCUAGGAUUUUGUUUGAAUCAGUAUUGAACCAGUUAUUGCUUCAUAGGAAAAGUUCAGGGAAUGGUUAUUCUAGUGCCAAGCGGUGUGAAAAGCCAUCUGAUUUUGUUAAUUUUCUUCGUGAAGCCUUGGUAAAUGUCAUAGAUAAUCUUAAGAGGAAUUCUGGGAAAUUGAACUCCAAUAAGUGUCAUGGACGGCCUAAUGGAAAUGUGAUUUAUUUGGUUUUUGAUAAUCUGGAGCUUGCUCGAGGAUGGGAUAAAAGUUCUACUAUUUUACCCUUUUUAUUUAAUCUCCAAGAUAUUUUAAAGAUGCCUGAGGUGGGACUGAUUUUUGUUAGCAAUUCCUCACCUGAUACGUAUUACUCAAAUAUGGGUUACAUAGAUCCCAUCCCUGUAUACUUUCCUGACUAUACAGAAGAUGAUCUUCGUCAAAUAUUUCUGACAAAUCAAGCAGACCACAAGCUCUAUUCCUCCUUUCUUGACAUUGUACUGAGACCCUUCUGUAGAGUCACUAGACGAGUGGAUGAAUUAUCUACUGCCUUUUCAUCAUUGUUUAACAAGUAUUGUGAACCUUUAAGUGAUUUGAGAGGUGUACCAAAAGAAGAAAUGAAUAGAAGGUUAUUUAAACAUAUUCAGCCACAUAUUGUUCCAUCUUUGAAUGAUACAUUCAGAGUUCGGUCUCAGCCUUCUUUCAAAGAUGAAGCCAACCAGCAGACAAGGAGGAAAAGUAGUAUAAAGGCCUCAGGAAGUCGUGAAGAUUUUGAUAAGUCAGAUUUCCACAUGUCUACUUCUGCAAAGUAUCUUCUUAUUUCAGCCUUUCUUGCUUCAAGGAACCCAGCUACUCUUGAUUCGUUAUUUGAUUCAACAGGAGGUUCUAAUCGCAAACGGAAAAGGAAGGCCUCUGUAAAAUCAAUGGAGCAGGAGGAAAUCACAGAACAGGAAUUACUUAUGAAAGGGCCUGGAACUUUUCCAUUAGAGAGGUUGUUAGCCAUAUUUCAGUGCAUAACAUCCUUUGUAGAAGAUUCACUUGGUGAAGAAGGAACUAGUGAGCUAAGAAUUGAAGGAGGAGGUAGUGGACUCAUGUCUGAUGUUCUUUUGCAAUUAUCCAGUCUAUGCAAUGCUAAUUUUAUCAUCAAAGGUGGAAGCUGUCCAAUAGAGGGGUCAACAAGGUAUCGCUCCACAGUGUCUGAAGAUUUGGCUCUGAAGGUGGCAAGGAGCGUUGAAUUCCCCCUGUCAAAUUAUUUGUACAGGAGAUAACCCUUUACCUAAAAAUGAGACUGUAAUGUACUCAUCUGUUAACUUUCAAAGCCUAAUUCUUAUUUAACAAGCUUUUAUUGUAUGCACUUAAAUGCCUGUUUUGUGACAUGAUGUUGAUGAACAUAUAAUGUCAGCGAUAGUAAGAUAUGAUU
Rubroshorea leprosula is the source of this 1917-nucleotide messenger RNA. The record is from the annotation of a GenBank genome assembly. NCBI's taxonomy places the organism in Eukaryota, Viridiplantae, Streptophyta, Magnoliopsida, Malvales, Dipterocarpaceae.